This is a messenger RNA of Amphimedon queenslandica, 1381 nucleotides long. Its product is annotated as WD repeat-containing protein 34-like. The record is from RefSeq and is a predicted model, not a curated record. Gene Ontology annotation, cellular component: cytoplasmic dynein complex; ciliary plasm. Gene Ontology annotation, biological process: intraciliary transport. Gene Ontology annotation, molecular function: dynein heavy chain binding; dynein light chain binding. Lineage: Eukaryota; Metazoa; Porifera; Demospongiae; Haplosclerida; Niphatidae. The coding region runs from base 205 to 933 and encodes 242 amino acids. The transcript has 12 exons.
CUUUCUUAUGAUUGAUUAUCCUGUAGGUCAAAGAGUGAGACGGCUACUCGAACUAGCGAGAUACUCACUUAUGAAGCUAGUUGCCAGUCACGUGACCAGUCUGAUAUAGAGGUUCAGACAGAUGAAGAGAAACGAGAAGAACGUCACCAUUACAUAGUUGAUAAUUCAGCAGAAUUAAGAGAAUUUUUGAGAAGAGUAGAACCAAUGAUAAUGAAGGCUUUGGAUAGAAAUGUAAAGACACAUGCAUUUGAUGGGUAUAAAGCUGAAUGGGAGGAUGAAACUACAGGCACUAGUGUGAUACAUACUUUACAAUAUUCACCAUUUAAAGAUUAUCAGUGCACUAGUUUAUCAUGGAACACCACUGGCUCAGUCAUAGCAGUGAGUUAUGGCAAGUUUAAUCAUGAUGAUUGGUGUAAUCACAAAUCUGCUGUGUGUACUUGGAAUAUUGAUAGGAGGAGCAUAGAUCCCAAUAAACCUGAUGUCAUCAUCGAGCUACCUGUAUGCAUAAUGUCUCUUGCAUUUCAUCCAUCUUUACCAGCUAUCUUAGCAGUUGGAGCAUUUGAUGGAGGACUGCACAUUUUAAACACUGGCAAUGAAAAUGACCCAAUUAUCAGUUCAUCAUCAGGGACGGGCCACAAGGAACCCAUUGCUCAGUUGAAGUGGAUACUUAGGGAGGAAGAGGGACCGUACAGGGGAGACCAUCGUCUACUGUCACUGGGUAAUGAUGGAAUGAUCUUUGUUUGGGACUGGGACUCUCGAGGACGAGUAGUUGGAGUAGCCCCUGAGUCUAAACUGGUACCAAGUCAAGGACUGUCAUUAAGAUCAGCCAAUAUACCUAAUAAUUUGAGCAUUGCUAAGAGUAAUGCUGAAUUAGGAGGUAGUUGUUUGUCAUUCUCGUGUGAAGAUAAAAGUGUUUUUUGUUGUUGGUUGUGAAAAUGGUUUGUUGAUCAUGAAAGUGCUCUUUGGAUGAUCUCUCUUCUGUCUCAGUUUCAAAAGAUCUAAAAUGAUGCUUAUGAUGUGGUAUGGAUCAUUACUUCUUUUCUUUUUGCUAAAAAUUAGCUGUAGUUCAGAUGAAUGCACAGAAAGGUUUAUGGAGCUUUCAUUACUAAACUACACAGCAGAAAGAAUAGGAAUAGAUCCACCUGAAAUCUAUGCCGGUGAUAAUACACUAAGAGUCCUUCAAGAGUAUCAGUUCAAUUGUUCAUCUUCUAAUAUAACCAGUCUUGUAUUGGGCAUUAAUAUAAGGAGAAGCGGUGGAGAUCGUAAACUAUUUCCUGAUGUUCGAGUCUUUAGACCUAAUGGUAGUGGAUCAAAUACAUAUUCUCUAGUGACUGGUAGUGAGAGAACAAUUUAUUAUUCUACCUCUAAUGUCAGUACUGAU